AGAGAGGUGAAAGAGACAGCCAUACUUUGGCACCUUGGCUAGUUGGCUUGCCAUGAUUGGCUCCUGAAGCUGAUUGGACAUUUCCCUCCUGUGCGCGAACACAAACACAGACGCCAGUCUAGUAUAUAAGCGAACGAAUCCAAAAGAAACUGAUCUGGGUCAUCACUGAUCAGUGUCUCUCGCAAGGUAAAGUUGCUCUGUUCGCUCGGUUCUUCUUCCAUUCUGUUUCGAGUUUGAGCGGCGGCUGUGAUGGAGGUCAGUGACGGUCAAUCGCCGGCGGAGGAGGUCAACAACAGAGUCUACGUGGCGGUGGGGAGGGACGUGCGGGAAAGCAAGUCGACCCUUUCGUGGGCAUUGGAGAAUUUCGGAGGCGACUUUCGCAUCAUUCACGUUCAUCAGCCUCGUCAGCUGAAUCCAUCUCCACGCUUGUCUUAUGGUAGUGGAUCCAGGAAUCCUCAAGAACUUGCAAGGCAAGAGAUGGAAAGCAUUCUGGAUGAGUACAUUCACAUGUGUAUCCAAGCAGAGGUUCCUGCUCAGAAAAGAUACGUUGAGACGCAAGAUAUAGGGAAAGGAAUUGUGGAACUCAUUGAGCACCAUGCCAUUACGAAACUUGUCAUGGGAGCAGCUGCAAACAGACGCUAUUUUGAGGGGAUGCAACUCACAUCCACGAAAGCGAAAUUUGUAAACCAGCAUGCACAUUCAUCUUGUCACAUCUGGUUUGUCUGCAAUGGGCACCAAAUCUACUCAAGGGAAGGUGAUUUAAACACUUUCGAUAUGGACAUCACCCCAUCAGUAUUACCAGGUAGUUCUGGUGUUGAAUCUGGACUACAAAAUGUAAGGAGUCCUCUUGGUUCAGUUCAUUCAGGAUCCAACUCUAGUGAAGUCGAAGACGAUCUAUCUUCGGUCCGGUAUGAAAGGGUUGAGAGGAGUAAUUAUAUUUCUGGACCAAAUUCCCUGCGUGAAUAUGAAGGCUACAGUCAAAACCAAAGUUAUACUGGAAUGCUUAAAGCACUUGAAGAUAUAUACAAUGAGCAGCUAAGAGUGAGGAAAGAUCUUGAGGAAUCGCUAGUGAUAGAAAAAGAAGCAUUUGAAGAGCUUAGGAAUCGACAUCAGGAACUAGAGAUGCUGUACGAAGAUGCUCUGGAAGCUAACUCUGAACUCUUGGCUAACCGUAUGAGUGAACCCUCCGGUCCACAUGGACAGGGCUUCGUUUCUGAGUUUUCUUGGUACGAACUAGAGGAAGCUACCGACAGUUUUAAUCGAUCAUUAAAGAUUGAGGAAGGGGAGUAUGGGAGCACUUAUAAAGGUUCGCUUCAUCACACGCAAGUGGCCAUAAAGAUGAUGCGCCCCUGUUAUUACCAUCAGGAGGUUCAACUUGUGACCAAGUCGAGGCAUCCUAAUUUGGUAACCCUCAUCGGAGUCUCCCCUGAUGCUACGGCUCUCAUUUAUGAGUACCUCCCGAAUGGCAGCCUUGAAGACCAACUCAGCACCAGGGACACCAGCAACCAUCUAUCUUGGCAAACUCGAAUACGUAUUUGUGCAGAUAUAUGUGCUGCGCUCAUGUUUCUUCACUCUUGCUAUGGUAUAGUACAUGGCGAUCUGAAACCAGGAAAUAUUCUUCUUGACUCCAACUUUGCGGCCAAAGUAACGAACUUUGGAUUGCGUUCUGCCCCGUCUCAUUCCCCAACGACGGGAGAGUUAUCUUUUGCCUCUGAUGUAUAUUCAUUUGGUAAUGUGUUACUGCGGCUAGUUACUGGGAGAUCGGCCCUGAAUUUAGAUGAAGUGAUGCAAAAUGCAUUAGAUGUAGGGAAUCUAAGUGCUGUCUUGGAUCCUACAGCAGGGCACUGGCCAUUCGAGCAAGCCACGGAGCUGGCUCACCUGGCAUUAAGUUGCCGUGACAUCGAUAGCGAUAAUCGACCAGAUCUCGGGUCACAGGUGUGGCCGGUACUUGAACGGAUGCGAACCCAUUGUGAAGCCUCUUUAUCCGGUCAAUCCAGUCCAGAAGAGCCCAGCCAGCCUCCACCUCAUUUCAUUUGUCCAAUCUCCAGAGACAUCAUGCGAGAUCCUCAUGUGGCGGCAGAUGGUUUCACUUACGAAGCGGAGGAAAUAAGGCGCUGGCUCAGUGGCAACAACACUUCACCCAUGACGAACUGUCCGCUCUCAACCCUCGAUCUUUUCCCAAAUCAGGUUCUCCGUUCCAUGAUUCAAGAGUGGCCGCAAAGCCGUUGAACCUUAUAGUUUUGGCAUGGAAGUGUACAUAGCCUGCGAAAAUGUUGUUGAAAACUGCAUGGAAUCUGUUUCAACUGCAUCUCUGUAUCCUGUAAGUGAGAUAACACCGUUGAAACUUUACAUCUCAUCUCCACCGAAAUGCUCUGCUUUGGCAAAUCUUCUGUCCUUAGUUGGUAUUUCCUUG
This is a messenger RNA of Rhodamnia argentea, 2413 nucleotides long. RefSeq names its product U-box domain-containing protein 33-like. The record is from RefSeq and is a predicted model, not a curated record. Gene Ontology annotation, biological process: protein ubiquitination; protein phosphorylation. The transcript has 8 exons. NCBI's taxonomy places the organism in Eukaryota, Viridiplantae, Streptophyta, Magnoliopsida, Myrtales, Myrtaceae. Bases 250 to 2229 code for a protein of 659 amino acids. Gene Ontology annotation, molecular function: ubiquitin-protein transferase activity; ATP binding; protein kinase activity.